Messenger RNA from Eubalaena glacialis (North Atlantic right whale), 174 nucleotides. Its product is annotated as diphthamide biosynthesis protein 3-like. Lineage: Eukaryota; Metazoa; Chordata; Mammalia; Artiodactyla; Balaenidae. The record is from RefSeq and is a predicted model, not a curated record. Bases 1 to 174 code for a protein of 57 amino acids. The transcript has 2 exons.
AUGGCAUUGUUUCAUGAUGAGAUGGAGAUCAAGGACUUCCAAUAUGACGAGGGCUCGGAGACGUACUUCUACCCCUGCCUGUGUGGGGAUAACUUCUGCAUCACCAAAGAUCAGUUUACGUGUGGAGGGACAGUCCCAGCCCCUUCCCCCAACAAAGAACUAGUUAAAUGCUGA